Messenger RNA from Annulohypoxylon truncatum, 850 nucleotides. Its product is annotated as Conidiation protein 6-domain-containing protein. Lineage: Eukaryota; Fungi; Ascomycota; Sordariomycetes; Xylariales; Hypoxylaceae. The transcript is spliced from 2 exons. Gene Ontology annotation, cellular component: cytoplasm. The record is from RefSeq and is a predicted model, not a curated record. Bases 231 to 572 code for a protein of 113 amino acids.
UGGACGAAUAUUUCACAGACAUCUCACUGUCGCACAAAAAGCAAAAUGCUUGAUCAUAUCAGAUGAAAUGUUAUCAUUGGCUUACUAAAUGGUGUCCUCACUAUGAGAUCAUGAUCUGCCGCCAGCCGUUCCGGAACAUAACCUCCCAUGCUGAAACUCAUCAUGACGGCAACAAACCGCUACAAUAACGAACGUAGAAUUCAUUAUUUAUAACCGCAACAUAACUAACUAUGCGUCAAAUUAUCUUUUCACCAAAACCACAGUUCUUCUCCCCAUCGUCUUCUAUAGCAAUUCCAAAGGUAGUAACGAAGACAAUGACCGACCAAGACAACUACAGCGACAUUCAGCAGGAAGUCCCCGCGGACGCUGAUAUGGAGAAAGACCCGGAAAACGUGUACCGGGGCCACAAAGCCACCAUCAGUAACCCACGGACUUCGCAAGCCGCGAAAGAGCAUUCCCGAAAAGUUCUAGAGAGCGAGACUGGCGAGCCCACCGAUGCUUCGAACAACGUUCGCGGAGUCGCCCCAGGCGCGGAGGCGCAGGGAGAGCAGAAAGAUCCGGCUAACGUGUAAGUUUUGCCUGAACCAUAUUGAGUAGAUAGUGAGAUUGGGAAGCUAAGAUGUCAUUGUUAUUAAUGUGCGUGGGUUAAAGGCCAGUAUCAACAACCAGAAUGUGUCUGAUGAAGCUAGGGAGAAAGCAAAGGAAAAAUUGAGUGAUCUUGAGGCUUGAAGAGAGAGUUGGCCAUUAAAAGCGUUGCCAGGGAUUGGUUGUAAUGUUCGCUCAUUAUAGUGCUCGUUAAUUGAUGCUAUUUCCAUGUAUAAAUAUGAACGUGAAUACAGUGAUGAAAUUU